UCGCCAGCGCACAACUGAAAGAUGACAGGUGUCAUGUUCGUGAUGUGACGUGCGUGCUUCGGUUCGUGCAUUGAAUAAAAAUUAAAAUAAAAAUCAAAAGGGGAUUGGGAAACCAAGCCCAAAAAUUGUGGAAUUCCGAGUUUUUCACUUUAUAGCCAGGUACUAAAUAGGCUGACAAGAUGCAAACGAUCAAAUGUGUGGUGGUAGGAGAUGGGGCAGUUGGUAAAACCUGUUUACUUAUCAGCUACACAACCAAUAAGUUUCCCUCCGAGUAUGUCCCUACAGUGUUUGACAACUAUGCUGUUACUGUUAUGAUUGGUGGUGAACCUUAUACAUUAGGCCUAUUUGAUACAGCAGGACAAGAAGAUUAUGACCGUUUGAGACCACUCAGUUAUCCCCAAACAGAUGUUUUCCUUGUGUGUUUUUCUGUGGUUAGUCCAUCAUCAUUUGAAAAUGUAAAAGAAAAGUGGGUACCAGAGAUAACACAUCACUGUCAGAAGACGCCGUUCCUGUUAGUGGGGACCCAAGUGGAUCUACGUGACGACGGUGCAACCAUUGAAAAAUUGGCCAAAAACAAGCAAAAGCCCAUCUCCAUUGAGCAGGGGGAAAAGUUAGCCAAGGAACUGAAAGCUGUAAAAUACGUCGAGUGUUCCGCACUAACACAGAAAGGCCUUAAAAACGUCUUCGACGAGGCGAUUUUGGCCGCUUUGGAGCCGCCCGAGCCGGUUAAGCGUAAAAAGUGCGUUAUUUUGUAAGGCGCAUUUGAAAUUAAAAAAAAAAUUACAGCUAGAUGGGAGGUAAAGGCAUUGUUGCUAGCUCCUAAAGCUACGGGGGCAGCAACCUUUUUAUACUAAAUUGGUGUUUUUUCUAUCAAAUGACGUUAAUAUCAUUAUUAUUAAGUGGAAAUAAUUGCGUAAUAAGUCCAAAAACUAGCACAAUCAAUAAUUCCUUUAAAAGCCACACUAAAAUAUAUUGUAACGCAGCGUGUCUCAGUAUUGUUUUGGUGCUUUCAAUUGGAGACAUACUGUAUAUAGGGUUUCUUCCUGAACAAAUAAAUUGAAUUAAUAAUAGUUGACCCUGUAUAUUCAAAUAAAGAAAACAAUUUUUUUAAACUUAAAAUUGUUUUCUUUAAAUAAUGUAAAUAAUUUUAUAUUACCUUUAUUAUUUGUAAGAAUAUAAUAUAUAAGUGCAUUUAAUUAAAAAAGAAAACACAUUGUCAUCUCGUUCAUUUACAAAUUAUGGUCUGAGGUGUAUUUGAAGAGUUAUUUUAUUUUAUUAUUAAGUGUGAAUGUUCUAAUAAAGUAAGGCUUAUUAAUGACCCUUUGAAUGCCAAUUUACUACUUGUGACACGCCUUCAAAUGGUCAUUAAAGUAGAAAACUAUAAUCCAAAUGGUUUCUGUAAUAAUAAUUUUAUUUAUAAAAUAUUUAACAAGGCAUAUAUACAUAUUAUAAUUUAAUACUAAUAAAUAAAGUAAUGCUUUCAA
Messenger RNA from Anthonomus grandis grandis, 1484 nucleotides. RefSeq names its product cdc42 homolog (gene Cdc42). Gene Ontology annotation, biological process: small GTPase-mediated signal transduction. Lineage: Eukaryota; Metazoa; Arthropoda; Insecta; Coleoptera; Curculionidae. Gene Ontology annotation, molecular function: GTPase activity; GTP binding. The coding region runs from base 180 to 755 and encodes 191 amino acids. The transcript is spliced from 5 exons. The record is from RefSeq and is a predicted model, not a curated record.